UUUGCACAUUUUAAUGUUUCAGGUCAAUGUUUAGCUGGUUUCUCCAAACUUGGUUGAAGCCUUUAUGUUCAGGAGUCUGAAUCUAUAUUUGCUGUGGCUAGUCGUCUCCUGUAGAUCCUCAAUGUACAAAAUCACAGUGAAUUAGCUGUUACAAUCAAUGUCGCACAAAAAGAGGAAUUUACAUCAAUCAAAGCAUCCAUUGAAAUCUCACCCCUUUGAGGCAUUUCUCUCUGAUUCAUGGAAAGCUGUGGAACUCAUAAAAAUUGAGGGGGGAACUUCAACCCUACAUUUUAUCAAUAACCAAAACAGAGUUUUGAAGAAAGGUCCUGAUUCAGACAUUCGGAUAAGGUCAAGAAAAGCUACUCUAUCAGAUUGCUCCUGUUUUCUAAGACCUGGAAUUGAUGUAUGUGUGUUAUCAUGCUCUCAACAAGAUAAUAGUUCAGGGAAAAUUUGUCUUGAACCUGGGUGGGUUGAUGCUAGAAUAAGAUCUGUACAGAGAAAGCCCCACGUAUCUGAGUGUUCAUGUGAAUAUUUUGUCAACAUCUAUGUUAAUCAAGGUUGUUAUGAUCCAGAGAUGAGAAUUCUUAAUAAGGAGAUUAAAGUGGUUGGAAUAAAUCAAAUAUCCAUCCUUCAGAAGCUUGAUAAUCCCUGUGAAGAUCAGCAUUACCGCUGGGAUUUAUCUGAGGAUUGCUUUGAAGCACGAAAGACUAAAUUGUUUUUGGGAAAAUUCUUAUCUGAUGUUUCAUGGUUAGUUGUUGCAUCAGUUUUAAAGCAGGUCUCAUUCUGUAUAAGAUCUGUAGAAAGCAAGAUUGUGUAUCAAAUUUUGGGACGUGAAUGUUCUAGCUCUUCAUUGAACUAUAAUUCUCUUAAACAUGUAAAUUUCAGAGUAGACAACGGGAUGUCAGUACCCAUUAUUUCUCAAGUCUUUCCAUCUGACAACAAUAAGGUAGACCAAACAAAAGUUACAUAUGAAGAUGAGAUCUCACCAAUUUCUCACAUUGAGGGCUUACGGCGUUCCAAACGUCGUAACAUAGAACCUGAACGCUAUCUUGGUUAUGAUGAUGUCUCUAAGUUGGAUUUUGGUCAUGUUCGAACCAGUUUACCCAAGUCCAACACGAGAAACAACGGUGACAAAGAUGAUGUUGAUUUACUGGCAAAUUGUCUAGAAAAGGACAUAGAUGCUUGUCAAAAUAUUAAGACAAAUACCUGCCAGGAGGUCCUAGCGAACAACAGUAGGACUGCAAGUGGGAAGGUGGGGUUAGAUAAUGUUGAUAAGAAAGGUCAUGAGACUCAACUUGCUAGUGAUUCUCUGCCUGGCGGAGGUGGUCCAGUGGCCCUUGACCAUUCUUUUGUCAAUACCAUUAGUACUGGAAAUUCUGGGCAUGAAAAUUGUGUCGUUUCUGAAUAUAAUCACCAGAUUCAUAGCCCUAAACUGAACAGGAAAAUUGUUGAUCCAUGGACAUUUGAUCCCUAUGAUCAUCAAUCAAAAGUUCCUGAUCCCGAAAAUUCUGCAAUCAAGAUUGAUGAUAAAUCUUCUUCACGUUAUUACUUUGGUACGUGUAAUGUCCAGCGGAAGGAUUUAUCUGGCCUGGAGGACAUGGAUAUUGAAAAGAGGUGGGAAGGGAUACAUUCCAAUAAAGAAAUUCAAGAAAAAAAAUAUCAUUCACCAAUGACAAGAAGUAAAAGUCGUGGGAAAGAAAGAACUUACAAAGACAAAUCCUCUGGUGAUGCUGAAAAUUCUGCAAAAGAGAUUGGUGAUAAAUCUUCUACAGGUUAUUGUUUUGAUAGGUGUAAUGUCCAGAGGAGGGAUUUAUCUGGUCUGGAGGACAGGGAUACUGAAAAUAGAUGGAAUGGGAUCCAUUCCGAUAAGGAAAUUCAAGGGAAGAAAUAUAACUCGCCAAUGACGAGAAGUAAUAGUUGUGUGGAAGAAAGAACUUACAAAGGCAGAUCCUUAAGUGACGCUGAAAAUUCUGCAAAAGAGAUUGGUGAUAAAUCUUCUAAUAUCCAGAGGAAGGAUUUACCUGGUCUGGAGGACAAGGAUGCUGAAAAUAGAGAGGAAGAGAUGCAUUCCAAUAAAGAAAUUCAAGGGACAAAAUAUCAUUCACCAAUGACCAGAAGUAGAAGUCGUGGGGAAGAAAGAACUUACAAAGAAAGAUCCUUAAGUGAUGCUGGAAAUUCUGCAAAAGAGGUUGGUUGUGGUGAUAAAUCCUCUAGAUGUUAUUAUUUUGGUACCUGUAAUGUGCAAAGGAAAGAUUUACCUGGUCUUAAGGAGGUGGAUUCUAGAAAUAGAUGGGAAGGGAUAUGUACCAAUGAAGGAAUUCAAGGGAAAAAAUAUUAUUCACCAAUGGCAAGAAGUAAAAGUUGUGGGGAAGAAAGAAUUAAGGAAGACGGAUCCUUGAGUGAUGCUGGAAAUUCUGCAAAAUCUUCUAGAGGUUAUUGUUUUGGUACCUGUAAUGUGCAGAGGAAAGAUUUAUCUGGUCUGGAGGGCAUGGAUACUGAAAAUAGAUGGGAAGGGAUAUGUUCCAAUAAAGAAAUUCAAGGUAAAAAAUCUCAUUCACCAAUGGCAAGAAGUAAAAGUCACGGGGAAGAAAGAACUUACAGAAACAGAUCCUUGAGUGAUGCUGCCUGCAAGGAAUUGAUAGAUUUUUACUUAAAGAAUACUGACACGGCGCCAAAUAAGGGGGGGCCGCCUAUAAAUAACCAGUGGGUAGAAUUUAAGGCAGCAAGCGACUUUGGGCAAAACAGGGGAGCAGAAGCUGAUGGAGAAGUUUCUGAAAUUGAUAUGUUAUGGAAAGAAAUGGAAGUUGCAUUAGCAUCAAAUUAUGUUUUUGAUAACACUGAGGUUUCGAAGUCUGCCAUCUUUUCUGAGACUGAGGAAAAUUCCAACGAAGUUUGUCAACACAAGUUUAGAUUGAAUGAAGAAAUUGGGAUUUACUGCUGGGAUUGUGGCUUUGUGAGCACAGAGAUAAAAGACAUCUCACCGCCAUUUGUGCAGAAUUUGGGAUGGCAACAAGAUGAAAAGCAGUGGAAUGCUGAAAAUUUGGAGGCGAGGGCCGAUGAGAAUGAUAGUUUACAUCUUUCCUCAGGUCACACUUCAAUUGAUCCGCCUGUAUCUGAAGAAAAUGAUAUCUGGCGACUGAUCCCCGAACUUACUAGUAAGUUGCAUGACCACCAGAAAAAGGCUUUUGAAUUUCUUUGGAAAAAUAUUACUGGAUUUGUGGAACCAGCCUCUGUGAAAGGUGCAUCUAAAAGAAUAGGUGGCUGUGUGAUAUCUCAUUCACCUGGAGCUGGAAAAACUUUCCUAAUUAUUGCAUUUCUUGCAAGCUACUUGAAGAUGUUCCCAGGAAAGAGACCUUUGGUCCUUGCUCCAAAGACAACACUUUAUACGUGGUACAAAGAAUUUAUCAAAUGGGAAAUUCCUAUUCCAGUGUAUCUGAUUCAAUCUCAACGUAGAGCCCAAGGAGUAUCCAGGGAGAAGUCAGUGGUUAUUCCUGGUGUUCCGAAGCCCACUGGUGAUGUCAGUCAUCUUUUGGACUCUCUGGAAAAAAUAAAGAAGUGGCUUUCGCACCCUAGUGUUCUAGUCAUGAGUUAUACUUACUUUCUUAGGCUGAUGGGAGAGAAUUCAAAGUUUUCACACAGAAGGUAUAUGGCUGAAGUCUUGAGGAAAAGUCCAGGGGUUCUUAUUCUGGAUGAAGGGCACAAUCCUAGAAGUACAGAAUCAUGUUUGAGGAAAGCCUUAAUGAAAGUAGAGACAGAAUUGAGAAUUCUACUUUCAGGUACAUUGUUUCAGAACAAUUUCUGUGAAUACUUCAACACUCUCUGCUUGGCAAGACCAAAAUUUGUUCAUGAAGUGCUGAGAGAAUUAGACCCCAAAUACAGGAGACAAAAAGGUGGAGCUGAAAGAGAACUGAACUUUGUAGAAGCACGAGCCAGAAAAUUCUUCUUAGAUAAAAUUGCAAAGAAAAUAGACUCUGAUAAUAAUGAUGAGAGGCUGCAGGGUCUAAACAUGCUAAGAAAGAUCACAAAUGGAUUUAUAGAUGUUUAUGAAGGUGGAAGUUCUGAUAGUCUUCCUGGUUUGCAUGUUUAUACUUUGUUAAUGAAUAUUACUGAUUGUCAAGAUCAGAUUUUUCGGGUACUCCAUGAGAAAAAAGCCGACUCAAAUCGUUAUCCUAUGGAGGUGGAGCUUUUGGUAACCCUGGCAGCAAUACAUCCGUGGCUAAUCAAAACGGUUGCAUGCUCUGGUAAGUUUUUAGCUGAGGCUCAACUGAGGGAGCUGGAAAAAUGCAAGUUUGAUUUGAAGAUAGGGCCAAAAGUACGGUUUGUUUUGAGCCUUGUAUUUCGUGUCGUCAAGGAGGAAAAGACUCUUGUCUUCUCCCACUACACUGCACCUAUGAGACUGUUUGUAGAACUAUUCGAGAAAUUCUUUGGGUGGCAGAAAGAUCGUGAGGUUUUGGUACUUUGUGGGGAACAAGAUCUCUUUGAACGGGGGAGAGUCAUGGAUAAGUUUGAGGAACCUGGAGGAGCAUCAAAGGUACUCCUUGCGUCAAUUACAGCCUGUUCUGAAGGCAUUAGUCUGACAGCAGCUUCUCGUGUGAUUUUGUUGGACUCGGAGUGGAAUCCAUCCAGAACAAGGCAAGCUAUUGCCCGUGCCUUUCGUCCUGGUCAGCAAAGGAUUGUUUAUGUGUAUCAGCUUUUGGUGACAGGCACAAUGGAGGAACAAAAGUAUAGCAGAACCACUUGGAAAGAGUGGGUUUCAAGGAUGAUUUUUAGUGAGGAUUUUGUGGAGGAUCAAUCCCAAGGGCAAGCAGAAAACCUUGAAGAUGAUAUCCUACAAGAAAUGAUUGCGGAAGACAAGUCUAAAAUAUUCCAUGUGAUAAUGAAAGAUGAGAAGGCUUCAACCAACUGAUGUAAGCUAAAUGCUCUUUUUCCCCAUGCUCUGCAAGUGUGUAAUUUACUUGGGAACUUCCCCGUAAGAAGCAGCAGGGGCCUGCACUUCUCUCGGAAUAUCAGUGGAUUGCUUCGAAAUGCCUAUAUUAUAUUAUUAGUUUGACUCUUUCUCUCUUGGGUAUGGUUAGUCUGACUUUUUCUGUAUAAAUGUGUAAAGAAAAUAAUAUAAUAUUUUAUCAAGCAAUUUGCUCGAGGCUAUUAU
This is a messenger RNA of Neltuma alba, 5149 nucleotides long. Its product is annotated as SNF2 domain-containing protein CLASSY 1. Gene Ontology annotation, molecular function: ATP binding. The record is from RefSeq and is a predicted model, not a curated record. The transcript has 6 exons. Bases 158 to 4906 code for a protein of 1582 amino acids. Gene Ontology annotation, biological process: gene silencing by siRNA-directed DNA methylation. NCBI's taxonomy places the organism in Eukaryota, Viridiplantae, Streptophyta, Magnoliopsida, Fabales, Fabaceae.